CUCCUCUCUUCGACAGCAGCUAUAUCCAAAGACUUGAUCUACCAUGGUCAGAUACGCUGCUACACCCGUCAACCCCGCCAAGGCUGCCAAGUCCAGAGGCUCCUACCUCCGUGUUCACUUCAAGAACACCCAUGAGGUUGCUGUCGCUGUCCAGGGUUUGAAGCUCUCCAAGGCUUACAGCUACUUGAACAACGUCAAUGAGCACAGACAGGCCAUUCCUUUCCGUCGUUUCAACGGUGGUGUUGGUCGCACUGCUCAGGCCAAGGAGUUCGGUACCACUCAGGCCCGCUGGCCCGUCAAGUCCAUCAAGUUCGUCACUGACCUCUUGAAGAACGCCGAGUCCAACGCCGAGUCCAAGGGUUUGAACGUUGAGGAGCUUUACAUCUCCAGCGUCAUUGUCAACCAGGCCCCCAAGCACCGUCGCAGAACUUUCCGUGCCCACGGUAGAAUCAACCCUUACAUGACCUCCCCAUCCCACAUUGAGGUCAUCCUCACUGAGAAGGAUGAGGUUGUCCCCAAGGCUAACGACAAGAAGGUUGUCCGUCUCAAUGCCCGCCAGUUGGCCCGCAAUGCUCGCACCUCUGCUUAAAUAAUAAAAUAAUAAAUUAACAAUAAUAAACGAAUAAAGAGAGAAAGAAAGAAAUAGAGGCAGAGAAGCAGAAUUUUGUAGUUUCAUUCUAUAAUCUUUCUAUAAUUUUUGUUCUUCUUCUUCUUCUUCUUUAUUUGCUUCUUUACUUACUCU
Messenger RNA from Phycomyces blakesleeanus NRRL 1555(-), 742 nucleotides. RefSeq lists its product as hypothetical. The coding region runs from base 44 to 589 and encodes 181 amino acids. Gene Ontology annotation, molecular function: structural constituent of ribosome. Gene Ontology annotation, biological process: cytoplasmic translation. Gene Ontology annotation, cellular component: ribosome; cytosolic large ribosomal subunit. The record is from RefSeq and is a predicted model, not a curated record. The transcript has 3 exons. Lineage: Eukaryota; Fungi; Mucoromycota; Mucoromycetes; Mucorales; Phycomycetaceae.